AUGACGCUUGCAUCCCCAGAGCUCCAGGCCGCCGUGGAGGAGGUGCUGCCAGCCCUGAAACGUGACGGCAUCCGCGUCUUCUACCUGAGCUCCACCUCGCCCACGCCGGGCGUCGAGGCCCUGCUGCCCCUCAUCGAGGCGGCUUCCGAUGAGCCCCCACCCGCCCACCACCGCGCCGGCAUCACCGCCGACUCCAAGGCCAUCUACAUUUACACCUCCGGCACCACCGGGCUGCCCAAGGCAGCGGUGAUCACAGAGCUGAAGCUGAUGAUGGUUGCCAACCUGGGUCGGCUCUGUGGCCUACAGCCUGAUGAUGUUGUCUACACCACCUUACCGCUCUACCACUCAGCCGGGCUGCUCAUCGGGGUGGGCGGGUGCUUCGAGGUCGGUUCCACCAAGCCCAAAUCCACCCCGGGGUGGGAGACAACGCCACUGGGCGCAUGCACGCCCGCCCGCCCCAACGGUCCCUCCCUUCGUCACCCUCCACAGCGCGCCGGUGAGCGGGAGCACGGGGUGCGCAUGGCCUUGGGCAACGGCCUACGGGCGGAGGUGUGGAAGGAGUUUCUCCAGCGCUUCGGACCCAUCUCCAUCUGGGAGUUUUAUGGAGCCACCGAGGGCAACGCCGGCUUCAUCAACUACACCGGGAAGGUUGGGGCCGUGGGCAGAGCCAACGUAUUCCUCAAGAGUUUCGCUCCCUUCGAGCUGAUCAAGUACAACGUGGAGGAGGACGAACCCGUACGUGACGAGCAAGGGCUUUGCAUCCGAGCCCGCCCUGGUGAGACAGGGUUGCUGGUCAUUAAAAUCACCAAGAACACCCCUUUCCACGGUUACGCCGGCGAUUCCCAGAAAACGGAGAGGAAAGUCUUGAGGAAUGUCUUGGUCAAAGGCGACGUCUUCUUCAACAGCGGUGACCUCCUCCUGAUUGACCGCGAAAGAUUCGUCUAUUUCCAGGAUCGUGUGGGAGAUACUUUCCGCUGGAAAGGUGAGAACGUGGCCACGACUGAGGUGGAGGCCACUCUUGCCAUGGUGAACUUCAUCCAGGAGGUCAACGUCUACGGGGUGUCCGUGCCGGGCUGCGAGGGGAGGUGCGGCAUGGCGGCCAUUCGCCUGAAGGCCGGGGCGACCUUCCAGGGCGAGACCCUCUACACCUUCACCAGGGACAUGUUGCCCGCCUACGCCGCCCCCCGCUUCGUGCGCAUCCAGGCCGGGGCGACCUUCCAGGGCGAGACCCUCUACACCUUCACCAGGGACAUGUUGCCCGCCUACGCCGCCCCCCGCUUCGUGCGCAUCCAG
Molecule: messenger RNA, 1293 nt
Organism: Egretta garzetta (little egret)
Lineage: Eukaryota; Metazoa; Chordata; Aves; Pelecaniformes; Ardeidae
Product: very long-chain acyl-CoA synthetase-like
Exons: 8
Cellular component (GO): endoplasmic reticulum
Molecular function (GO): long-chain fatty acid-CoA ligase activity; long-chain fatty acid transmembrane transporter activity
Source: RefSeq, a predicted model, not a curated record